UAACUCCUCCCGCCGUGGCGGCUCCUCCUUUCCAGAUUUCACUGCCGCAUAGGGCGCACUCUCCUGGCUUAGGCAGUGGUAGAGCGGCGUGCCUGGUCUCUCUUCCGGCCGCCAUCUCGCGUGUUCUGCUCGAUCCUCAUCCCACUCCCACGAUCCUCAUCUCCCCCCGCUCUGGCACCGCUGCUUCCCCUCUAAGAAGAUGAAAGAAACGAUCAUGAACCAAGAAAAGCUUGCUAAGCUCCAGUCCCAAGUGCGCAUUGGUGGCAAGGGUACUGCCCGCAGAAAGAAGAAGGUUGUCCAUAGAACAGCUACAGCAGAUGACAAGAAACUUCAGUUUUCUUUGAAGAAACUGGGUGUCAACAAUAUUUCUGGAAUUGAAGAGGUAAAUAUGUUCACCAACCAAGGAACAGUCAUUCACUUCAAUAACCCUAAAGUUCAGGCAUCCCUGGCUGCUAGCACUUUCACUAUCACUGGCCAUGCUGAGACAAAGCAGCUGACAGAAAUGCUUCCUAGCAUCUUAAAUCAGCUUGGAGCUGACAGUUUGACUAGCCUGAGAAGAUUGGCAGAAGCCCUACCCAAGCAAUCUAUGGAUGGAAAAGCACCACUUGCUACUGGUGGUGAUGAUGAUGACGAUGACGAAGUUCCAGGGAGACAUCUGCUGAUAAUAGGCUAUUGAAUGUCACUGCAUGACUGAUAAGAACUAUAGCAUCCUAUUGUGAGAUGCUCCACCCAGAGGGAGGAGCCAAGCAUUCCUACCUAGAUAUAAUCUAGAGAUUCUAGAACACCAGCACGGCUUCUCCACUGGAUUUCCCAGAGGAAUAGCUGCCUCUUCAACUAAAUCUUCAGAGGAAGACUACACCCUUCUACAGGAUCCCUGCUCCAACAGAACCACCCCUGACACUCCAGGAGGACUGCAGCCACAUUUCCAAUUGGACUGCUACCAACACCCUGACCAACAGGGUGUCAGGUUGGGUUCUGACUCUGUCAGUGUUGCUUUGGUCUACUUCAUUGUUUAUUUUAUCUUUUUAUUUUCUUCCCUAAUAAAGAACUGUUAUUCCUGCUCCUA
Haemorhous mexicanus (house finch) is the source of this 1066-nucleotide messenger RNA. RefSeq names its product transcription factor BTF3-like. NCBI's taxonomy places the organism in Eukaryota, Metazoa, Chordata, Aves, Passeriformes, Fringillidae. The transcript is spliced from 6 exons. Gene Ontology annotation, cellular component: cytosol; nascent polypeptide-associated complex. The coding region runs from base 200 to 676 and encodes 158 amino acids. The record is from RefSeq and is a predicted model, not a curated record.